Messenger RNA from Salvelinus namaycush (lake trout), 1587 nucleotides. RefSeq names its product glycogenin-1-like. The record is from RefSeq and is a predicted model, not a curated record. Gene Ontology annotation, molecular function: glycosyltransferase activity. The transcript is spliced from 8 exons. Lineage: Eukaryota; Metazoa; Chordata; Actinopteri; Salmoniformes; Salmonidae. Gene Ontology annotation, cellular component: cytoplasm. The coding region runs from base 138 to 1229 and encodes 363 amino acids.
CCGGUCACGUGGGCAGCUGUCUAGUUCUCGUUAUGCGUCUAUAAAUUCUCCUUCUUAUAUGAAGUUGGUCCUUUCCCUAAGUAAGACGCCGUGUUCACGAGUCCAUCAACAGAGUAGCUACGACUUGUCAUAGAAUCAUGGCACAAGACCAGGCUUUUGUGACGUUGGCGACCAAUGACAACUAUGCCAGAGGAGCCAUGGUCCUGGGCAAGUCCCUGAGGAACCACAAGACAACCAGGAAGCUGGUGGUGAUGAUCGGACCCCAAGUCUCUGACCCCUGCAAAGGAGUUCUUCACAAGAUCUUUGACGAGGUCUUGUUGGUGGAUGUGUUGGACAGCGGAGACUCAGCUCACCUGGCCCUGAUGAAGAGACCUGACCUGGGAGUCACCUUCACCAAGCUACGCUGCUGGACCCUUACACACUAUUCCAAAUGUGUCUUCAUGGACGCAGACACACUGGUGGUACAGAACAUAGAUGAGCUGUUUGACAGAGAGGAGCUGUCUGCGGCCCCGGACCCCGGCUGGCCAGACUGUUUCAACUCCGGCGUGUUCGUGUUCCGGCCCUCCGACGAGACGUACAGCAAACUGCUCCAGUACUGCACAGAACACGGCAGCUUCGAUGGAGGAGACCAGGGGGUCUUGAAUGGCUACUUCAGUAACUGGGCAACAGCAGAUAUAUCCAAACACCUCCCCUUCAUCUACAACCUCAGCAGCAUAGCAAUCUACACCUACCUUCCAGCAUUCAAACAAUACGGGGGCAAUGCCAAGGUGGUUCACUUCCUGGGUCAGACCAAGCCGUGGAGCUACACGUACGACCCCACGACCAAGAGGCUCAGCGGGGACAUGCAGGAGACCUCCACACACCCCAGCUUCCUCCUGGACUGGUGGUUCCUCUACUCGUCCUCUGUGGUGCCCAUGAUGGCGGAGGGAUACGGAGACCAGCCCUUCCACUCUGGCUGUGUGGAAGUCCGUCUAGAAUUCCAGUCCUCUGUCAAAGAAAGUUGUGACCACCGUGGUCACUGGCCUGGGUCAUGGUCACAGAUCAUUAGUCACAAGGAAGGUGGCUGGAAGGGAAGCAGCACGUCACAUGACUCCCAUCACACUGAGCCAUACAUGUCACCAGAGACAUCCGAGGAACGCAAGCAGAAAUGGGAGCAGGGCCAGGCGGACUACAUGGGAAUGGACUCGUUUGACAAUAUCCAGAAAAAGCUUGAUGCUUUUCUCAAAUAGAGGAGAAACAGAGUUUGAGUGAUUCAGUUUAGUUAGUUUCUCCCCCUCCCCUCCCACACACACAACUCUCCCAUUUUACCAAUAGUUGGUUCUCCAUAUUAGUGGGCCAUUACCCACCCCAGCUAGAACACAAUUCUGUUACGAUGGGAAACGUUCUGACAUUGUUGGCAGAGGGCAUCCAGCUGUGCAAUCCUUGUAUAGUAUGUUUAUCCUGUCAUAUAUGUACUGUGACGAUUACGACACUGAAGAGCCAAUUUAUUGACCAGCUUUUACAAUACCUAUAUAUAUUUUUUUCUAUUUGUGAAGAAAAUGUUUCGAAUUUAAACCGCAAUAAAAUAAUAAAUAAAUAUGGCCUUGG